AUGUACCUGUCCAUGUACCUCCACCUGUACCUGUACAUCGAGGUCGCCUCCAUUCUCCUUCCUCUCCUGGAUCUUGAAACCAAGGGCGAAGUUUCUGUGCCAAAAAUAAACGGCCGAAACUCUGAUCAAACUUUGUGGUUCAGCCGAUGCCCAACCCAAAACAAAAUGGAUGAUGUCGAGGUCUCAACCCACCUUGGGUUCGCAAGGCGAGGUACGAGAGCAAAAGCAAUGCAGGCUAAGCAAGCUAAGCAAGCUAAGCAGCGCAACGAGCAACAGCCCAGUGCAACGCUGCGGUGGAGCCGGAACUUUGAUGCGCUUCUGCAGGUUUUUGGGGCGCAACAAGGUGGUACUGUGGCAUAUAACGAUGCGUGA
This is a messenger RNA of Histoplasma capsulatum G186AR, 372 nucleotides long. RefSeq lists its product as uncharacterized. The coding region runs from base 1 to 372 and encodes 123 amino acids. The transcript is spliced from 3 exons. Lineage: Eukaryota; Fungi; Ascomycota; Eurotiomycetes; Onygenales; Ajellomycetaceae. The record is from RefSeq and is a predicted model, not a curated record.